ACUCUAAGGCCGGCUGCACACAGGACGUGACAACGCGGCAACGCGGUAGCCAAUCACCGUCUUGUUUUCUAAUAUGUAACGAAGUUAUAUAAUCAGAAAACAAGACGGUGAUUAGCUACCGCGUUGCCGCGUGUCGCGUUGUCGCUUUGUCGCGUCCUGUGUGCAGCUGACCUAAAUUAUUAAAGUAACUGUACCGAAUAUUUUUUCGAUCGGAUAUUGUCGCAGAUUGCUGUGUUUAUUUGAAGCCACUAAAAGAAGAAAUUCUUGCAGCGUGAUUGGAGAUAAGCUUUUGACAGUUUCUUAUAAUUUAGAAAAAAAGUGAUCGAAUUUGAAACCGGGAGAAUUAAUUUUAUAUGAAAAUAUAAGUCUAUAGAAAAAUGCCACAGAACGAAUAUAUCGAAAGGCACCGUAAACUCUAUGGUCGCCGUCUAGACUAUGAGGAAAGAAAGAGGAAGAGAGAAGCUCGUGCUCCUCAUAAACGAGCUGAGCAAGCUCGUAAGUUGCGUGGUAUAAAGGCCAAGAUAUUUAAUAAAGAGCGACGUAAUGAAAAGAUUCAAAUGAAGAAGAAGAUUAAGGCUCAUGAAGAAAAGAAAGUCAAGGAGAAAUCUGACAAAUUACCAGAUGGAGCAUUGCCUGUAUAUCUACUAGAUCGUGAUGUUACAAAACGUUCGAAAGUGCUGUCUAAUAUGAUAAAACAAAAACGUAAAGAAAAAGUUGGCAAAUGGGAUGUACCCAUACCUAAAGUCAGAGCACAAUCAGAAUCUGAAGUUUUUAAAGUAGUGAGAAGUGGAAAAACAAAGCGGAAAUCAUGGAAACGAAUGGUAACUAAAGUGACUUUUGUUGGAGAGAAUUUUACAAGAAAACCACCGAAAUUUGAAAGGUUUAUCAGACCAAUGGCACUGAGAUUUAAAACUGCACACGUCACUCAUCCAGAAUUAAAAGCAACAUUCUGUUUACCGAUCAUUGGUGUAAAAAGAAAUCCAAGUUCUUCUAUGUACACAAGUUUAGGUGUUAUUACUAAAGGAACUAUUAUUGAAGUGAAUAUCUCAGAAUUGGGUCUUGUAACGCAAUCUGGCAAAGUUGUCUGGGGAAAAUUUGCGCAGGUUACGAAUAAUCCUGAAAAUGAUGGCUGUAUUAAUGCCGUUUUACUUGUAUAGACUAUUAUAUUAUAUUAUUUCUAAAUUAUUGUU
Pogonomyrmex barbatus (red harvester ant) is the source of this 1190-nucleotide messenger RNA. RefSeq names its product NSA2 ribosome biogenesis factor-like IP259 (gene Ip259). Lineage: Eukaryota; Metazoa; Arthropoda; Insecta; Hymenoptera; Formicidae. The record is from RefSeq and is a predicted model, not a curated record.